AUGUGCUGGAACACUGCGGAGGGAGAUUCGCUAUUCGGGUGUCUCUGUCCAUUCCUCUGUCCACUCCUCUGUCCACUCCCUCUGUCCACUCCUCUGUCCGCUCCUCUGGAUAGUGUGUAUUACUUCCACUCCUCUGUCCACUCCCUCUGUCCACUCCUCUGUCCACUCCCUCUGUCCCCUCCCUCUGUCCACUCCCUCUGUCCACUCCUCUGUCCACUCCCUCUGUCCACUCCUCUGUCCACUCCUCUGUCCACUCCUCUGUCCCCUCCCUCUGUCCACUCCUCUGUCCACUCCUCUGUCCACUCCUCUGUCCACUCCUCUGUCCACUCCCUCUGUCCACUCCUCUGUCCCCUCCCUCUGUCCACUCCUCUGUCCAUUCCCUCUGUCCACUCCUCUGUCCACUCCUCUGUCCCCUCCCUCUGUCCACUCCUCUGUCCACUCCUCUGUCCACUCCCUCUGUUCACUCCUCUGUCCACUCCUCUGUCCACUUCCUCUGUCCACUCCCUCUGUCCACUCCUCUGUCCACUCCCUCUGUCCACUCCCUCUGUUCACUCCUCUGUCCACUCCUCUGUCCACUCCUCUGUCCACUCCUCUGUCCACUCCUCUGUCCCCUCCCUCUGUCCACUCCUCUGUCCACUCCCUCUGUCCAAUCCUCUGUCCACUCCCUCUGUCCCCUCCCUCUGUCCACUCCUCUGUCCACUCCCUCUGUCCACUCCUCUGUCCACUCCUCUGUCCACUCCCUCUGUCCACUCCUCUGUCCACUCCUCUGUCCACUCCUCUGUCCACUCCCUCUAUCCACUCCCUCUGUCCACUCCUCUAUCCACUCCUCUGUCCACUCCUCUGUCCACUCCCUCUGUCCACUCCUCUGUCCACUCCCUCUGUCCACUCCUCUGUCCACUCCUCUGUCCACUCCCUCUGUCCCCUCCCUCUGUCCACUCCUCUAUAUCCGGGCAACGUGAAGAUGCUCCACAAUCAAAGGUGUUCAAUGACCCUAUCCACGGUCAUAUGGAGUUCGAUCUUACUCUGGUCAAGAUCAUAGACACUCCAGAGUUCCAAAGACUUCGAUUCAUCAAACAGCAGGGAGCAGCUUACUUUGUUUACCCCGGAGCAUCUCACAACAGAUUUGAACACGCUCUUGGUGUGGCGCACUUAGCCGGACAGUUCUUGAAAAGACUAAAAGAGGAACACGAGCCUAUUAGUGACGAAGACAUACUUUGUGUGCAAAUUGCGGCUCUUUGUCUUGAUAUUGGACGGGCACCUUUUUCUGAUGGUGUAAUGUUGGACCAACAGAAUAUAAACCCGUCUGCUGUCAUUUUCCAAACACUUGAAAAUAACCUGCACCUGAAUCUGAAUGAGGCAGACAAGACAUUCAUUGAAGAGAUGAUAACUGGAGAGGGGCCACAGACCGGUCGCCCAGAGGAGAAACGCUUCCUCUAUGACAUCCUGGGAAACCGGACUAAUGGAGUCGGUGUGGCAGUUGGUGUGAAGCUCUUUGACUAUGUGGCCAGAGAUUGCUAUAACACGGGCCUUGAGGCUAAUUUUGACCAUCGCAGAGUCAUCCAACUGGCCAAAGUUAUCCAGGUCAAUGAAGUGAAUAAGAUCUGCUUCAGUGUCAAGGUGCUGGGGAACAUGUUUGACUUGUGGCACACCAUUGUGGCUCUUCACAGCAAAGUCUACCAACACAGAGUGACCAAGAACAUCAAAACCAUGAUCCCAGUGGACGAAAGAGCUAAGACAGACAACCUGCUGUUUGCAAGACAUGAAAACAUAAUGCAGGAAAUCCACUCGCACAAUCUUCUCUAUUUUGAUCUUCCGGAAGUGCAGGGGGCGGUGCAGGGGGCGGUGCAGGUGGUGGUACCCCCAAUCCACAUUCGUCAGAUGCAUUUCUAUGACAUGAAUGAUCACAUUUUGACCGAGGAUGACGUUAAGGAAGAGAUUGAAGCACUAAAUCAGAGAAACACAGUGACUCUUCAGUAA
Molecule: messenger RNA, 1977 nt
Organism: Knipowitschia caucasica
Lineage: Eukaryota; Metazoa; Chordata; Actinopteri; Gobiiformes; Gobiidae
Source: the annotation of a GenBank genome assembly